ACCCCUCUUUCUUUUCCUCUCUCGCAUUUCAGUCGGCCAGACCAGAUGAGCCAUCUCCGGCCACCACCCAAUGACACGCACCCCACCACGAGCUUCCUUGGCCCCCGAAACCCCGAACCCGUGAAGCUCGCCUCCCCACUCGCCGGCCUCCGUUGCGAUUGGCUCCCCGAAGUUCCGUCGUCGCUGUGAGUUUGGAGGAUUGUUCUGGCCUCCACUGUGGACGAUGAAGGCUCCUGCUGGCGACGACGAUGGGGAAGGCGACGGCGAAGGCUCCUGAGCUGGUGAAGUUCUCAGGCGUGGGUGGUGCUGCCAUUCUCUUCAAGACGAUUAUUGAUGGAGUCUCUUCUUCUUCUUCUCUUGGUGGUCAUAACAUCGCUCCAUGAAAGUAGCUACGCAGAGAAUACAAGACCUGUUGUGUGUUCUUCUUCAUCACGUGGUAGUAUCUCUAAUAUAAAAUCUCCUUUCCGACUCACCACUGAUCCAUUGAGCUGUGGAGACUUAAGGUACAAUCUUUCUUGUGAGAACAACAUUACAGUCUUAAACUUGCCUAUUCAACAUGGAUACACAAAUAAAUUUAAUUAUCAAAGAUACUACGUACUGGCAAUCAACUAUAACAACUAUACGAUUCGAGUUGUUGAUCCCAAUUUUCACAAACUUCAUCAAAACUACUCAUCCUUCUUCACCAACAAUACUUUGUCCUCUGGAGAUUUAAGAUUAUAUGAUAGUUAUGAAGCACGAUUUGCUUUGGACAUAGGAACAUAUAGUAUUUUUCAUGAAAAGUACCGAAAAGUUGCGAAAACUCUAGUGUUGGUUAACUGUGAAAGAGUAGUGAAGAAUUUUUCGUACAUUGAUGCAACUCCUUGCAUAUUAAAGAGUAAUAAUAGCAGUUUUAUUUGGUCUUAUUAUCUAUUGGAUAUUGCUUAAAUGAGUCCUUCUGAGUUGGAGGAGUCCUAUUGGGUACAACAAGUGAGUCUCGUAGAUGAAACAAGCUUUCAAGGAUCCAAACCUUCCUGUUAUGACAUCAACAAGCAGCUAGCUCUAGGGUUUCAGCUUUCAAGGAUUCGAAGCUUUGACAAAACAGAAGGGAUUCGACAAAUUUGUCGCCUCAACAAAAAGUCCAACAAAGUUAGCUGUAGUUAUUAUUUUUCUACAUGCAUAUUUAGAGAAACGUUCAGACCAAAUGAAAGAAAUCAAAAGUGUGACUCGUCCGAAAUAUUUUUGAGCAAUGUUAUGUUUUGCACAAAAUAUUACUUAUGCGAUAUAGGAAGGUACAUAUAUAUUGGUUAAUAUUUUGACUGGUCUUGAAGCAUUGGAUCGGUAGCUAAUUGCAAGAGGUAUGUUGUAUUUCAUUUUUUUUAAUUUUCAAUAUUUUACAAUCUUGAAUGAUAAUUGUAUUACUUUAGUGGAGUUUGAAUAUGUUAGAUAUUCAUCCGUAGUGAAGUAGGUUCUGAGAAUUCUGUGUGCUGCGGUGAUAACGGAAGAUUGAGAACUUGCAUGUCUUAGUGAAGUAGGUUCUGAGAAUUUUGUGUGCUGCGGUGAUAUAUGGAUGAAAACCUGUGUGUUGUUUGAUUUGAUUGACAUGUUGGUGUUGAAUGUGACAGAUGGUUAGGCUAGUAAAUUAGGGGAUAUGUUGUCCGAUUUUCUAUAGAUGGUGACAUGUUGGCUUUUCUCUUUUUCUUCUAUUUUCAGUGCAAGAUGUGUAUUUUACUAUGUUUUAAUUUUCAUGUAAUAUGCUUUUUUUGUACCCUUUUUUAUUCAUUGUUUCCUCAUGGAAGCCCAAGGCCUUUCUUUGUCUCUUUUGUAAACACCAAUUUUUUAUUUAAAUUGUUUUUAGCAAAUUUAUGAUCAUGAGUAUCAUCUAGAAUGUGUUCAAGAGAGUCUAUGAGUUUUAGUUAGCCUCUCGUGGUUGCUUAACUAACUUUGUUACAACAGCCAUGUGAUGGGUUGUUAUUUCCGUUUUGGUUUCUUGAGCUUUAUAUAGUCUCUUGUGCACUAAUGAGAACUAACUUUUUCUAUCUUUUCUUUGCUUUUCUCUUGUGCACUAAUGAGCUUUAUACGUACAUAUAUAUAUUAAUUUAAAAAUUAAUUCUUUUGUAGAAAAUAUUAUAUAUAAAUAUAUAAUUGACCUCAAUGUAUCAGGUCUUCUUCAAUU
Humulus lupulus (European hop) is the source of this 2152-nucleotide messenger RNA. RefSeq lists its product as uncharacterized. Bases 925 to 1287 code for a protein of 120 amino acids. Lineage: Eukaryota; Viridiplantae; Streptophyta; Magnoliopsida; Rosales; Cannabaceae. The record is from RefSeq and is a predicted model, not a curated record. The transcript has 5 exons.